Morus notabilis is the source of this 1877-nucleotide messenger RNA. Its product is annotated as probable leucine-rich repeat receptor-like protein kinase At1g35710. Bases 396 to 1610 code for a protein of 404 amino acids. Lineage: Eukaryota; Viridiplantae; Streptophyta; Magnoliopsida; Rosales; Moraceae. The transcript has a single exon. Gene Ontology annotation, molecular function: protein binding. The record is from RefSeq and is a predicted model, not a curated record.
UAUCAGUCUCUCCUUCCAUUGCUCUAGAACAAAGAACAAGCGUCUUCUCUGAGAAGCCAAAAUAAUGAAAAAGCAGUGUCAUUGAAAGAGAGAGAGAAAAGAGUAUCAGAAUUUGAUCAACAGCGAGAAGAUUCACAGAAAUUUUGCUUCUUCUCCAAGCCAAAAAUCCCAUUCUUCUUCCACUCAUUAUUUCUCACUCUAAAUUCUCUCUCUAUAAAUCAUCACAGAGAGAGAUUUUGAUGCUCUGAUAGUUCCGCCAUUAAAGCUUUCACGCUGUAUCCCACGACACGAGAUAUAAGCAGGUUCUUCUCACGGAAAAGCUAAACUUUCUUCAACCCUUUUUCUCUGCUAUAAAACCCCACUCGAUCACCUUCUUUUCACAAGCUCACACAACAAUGGCGGCAAAGCAGAGGACUUUGGGUUUGGGUUUCGGAUUCUUGAUCCUCUCUCUCUGUUUUCUCAACUGUAAUGUGAUGAUCGCCUUCGCCAUUCUCGACCCGCUCGAUUUUCUCGCUCUCCAGUCGAUUCGAAAAGCCCUCCACGACCUCCCGGGCUCCAACUUCUUCGCCUCCUGGGACUUCACCGCCGACCCCUGCAACUUCGCCGGAGUCUAUUGCGACGCCGACAAGGUCAUCUCCCUCAACCUCGGCGAUCCCCGCGCUGGCUCCCCGGGCCUCACCGGCCGGAUCGACCCGGCGAUCGGUAAGCUUUCCGCGCUCGCCGAGUUCUCGAUCGUUUCUGGCCGGGUCUACGGGAAACUUCCCCAGUCAAUGUCGCAAUUGAAAAACCUCCGCUUCCUCGCCGUCAGCCGGAACUUCAUCUCCGGCGAAAUCCCGGCGACGCUCGGCCACCUCCGCGGCCUCAGAACCCUCGACCUCAGCUACAACCAGCUCAGCGGAGGAAUCCCCCGCGCGAUCGGAACCCUACCGGAGCUCACGAACCUCAUUCUCUGCCACAACCACCUCUCCGGUUCGGUCCCUCCGUUUCUCUCCCAAUCGCUAACCCGCCUCGACUUAAAGCACAACGGUCUCUCCGGUUCGUUCGCUCCCGGUUCGCUCCCUCCCUCUCUCCAAUACCUCUCUAUCUCAUGGAACAAGUUCACCGGUCCAAUGGACCGGCUUCUGAACCGGCUCGACCGGCUAAACUACCUUGACCUGAGCCUAAACCAGUUCACCGGUCAAAUCCCGGGUCGGGUAUUCACCUACCCAAUAACCAACCUCCAAUUGCAGAGGAACCAAUUCUCCGGUCCGCUCCAGCCGGUUGAUCAAGUCACGAUCCCGACCGUUGAUCUGAGCUACAACAGGUUGUCAGGUGAAAUAUCACCUCUGUUCUCGACCGUAGAGAAUCUCUACCUCAACAACAACCGGUUCAUGGGUCAAGUACCGGCUACUUUCGUGGACCGGUUAUUGGCCGCCAGUAUACAGAUACUCUACUUACAGCAUAAUUAUCUGACCGGUAUUCAGAUUAGUCCGACGGCUGAGAUUCCUUUGAGCAGUUCGCUGUGUCUACAAUAUAAUUGCAUGGUACCGCCCGUACAGACGCCUUGCCCCUUGAGAGCUGGGAAGCAGAUAACCAGGCCAACAUCACAGUGCAUUGAGUGGAAGGGGUAAAUCUGGAAGUUCAUAUUAUAUCCGAGGGUAAAAUUGGAAAUGAAAAGUGGGAUGGGUUCGGGAUUAUGAUAAUCCUUGGGGGGUUCUUUUUGAUUCAUUAAUUUAAUUUAAUUUAUUUUUUUUGUUUUUGUGUGCGUGAAAUUUGUGGGUAAAUGAUGAAGAAUAAGAUCAUCCUGUGAAGUGUGGAUGUGAGAGAGGAAUAGUUAAAUGCUAUCAAUCCACGGGAGGCUGAAGAUUUAUGUUACUAUUUAAUACGACAAUCUUUCU